AACCCGCAGACAGAAAGUCACCGGGAGUGAGGAGUUGAGAGCACAGGUCCGCUCCGCCAUCUCCAAAACGUUUACGCACGGCGCAGCAGCAUUCCGCCUCCCUCAGUCUCUCUCUCGCUCACACACUCUCUCUCCUAGUCUCCCGCUACUCCUACCCGAAAAAAGAGAAGAGAGGAAAAGGGAUCCACGACUAGCAGCCGGCUGGCUCCACUCUGAAGGACCGGGAGCCGCGCACGGAGCAGCCUCUGUCCCAAACCACCGCGCUUUGCAUGCGGUGAAGCAGUUAAAGUGCGGAGAGAAAGAGGAGAACGUUUUAUUUUAUUUUUUAAACCCGUGGACAGACCAGGGCGCACGAGGACUGAAUGGUUGAUCCCAGCCCUCCGGCGCUGCACCUCCUCUCUGGCGGGAAUGUCAGCAUGGCAGGUGUUGGUAUCAAAGAAGAACAGGAGGAGUUUUGUGAAGGAGGCGGAGUCAUUACCAUCGUGGAACCCCCGAAAACAUCUCCCUCACGCGAUUGGUCAGGAAGUCAGCCACUGGAGGCCCGCCAACUAACCCCACCGCUGUCCCGCUCCCCUUCGGAGGGCUCGCCAGGUAAGGAGCUGACUCACAGGCAGAGCCCCAUGGGACUCAAGGAGGUCAGGAAGCAUGAUCGACCAGAAGUGCAAUCCAACUUCAAGGAAGGUUUUGUGUCUGCACACGCCCGAGCCCGAGAGAAAGUGAUGCCCACCAUUGAGAAGCUGCUGAAUGCUAACUGGAAGGAGAAGCUUCUGGAUAAAAGCACAGUGGGGGCAGGACAGCUGAAAGGUACCCCCGAGUCUCUUGCAGAGAAGGAGCUCCAGUUGUUGAUGAUGAUCAACCAGCUGAGUGGUCUGAGGGAGCAGCUGCUGGGGGCGCACUCUGAGCAGAGGAACAUGGCCGCCCUGCUGCUGGAGAAGCAGCAGCAGCAGAUGGAACUGGCUCGACAGCAGCAGGAACAGAUUGCCAAACAACAGCAGCAGCUGAUCCAGCAGCAGCACAAGAUUAACCUGCUCCAGCAGCAGAUCCAGCAGGUGAACAUGCCCUACGUGAUGAUCCCGGCUUUCCACACCAGCAGCCAGUCCCUCCAGGUCACCUCUGACUCCCAGAUGACCCUGCCAUUGCAACCAAUCCCCUGCAAGCCAGCCAUGGACUAUCCUAUGCAGCUGCUACCGAACCCUCACCCCACCCAAGUGAAGAGGAGCAGUUCCUUCCGACAGGAGGCGAGUCAACCAUUGAACCUGACCUCCAAGCCAAAGGGGAUGGAGCAAGGGAAGACGCCCAGUCCACAUAGCCUGGAGCUGGGAUCCCUGGCACUGCAAGGGGUUUACAGACUGAGGGAUCUCCAGAGAGAAGUGUCCCACAGUCCACCCCGAUCUGCCCUCAGUUUCCUUGGAGACGGCGACGUGGUCACCCAGGCCAUCCACGAUGCCCAGCUGCUCCUGAAGAGCAACAGCAGCGGCGGGCGAGAAAGAGAGAGAGACGGCGGGGAAAAGAUGGAUUAUAAAGAGUCUCCUCACAGCGAGAGAAUUUCUCACUCCGCGCGGGGUGACGUCAGACAUGGCCGGCCCAGCACAGAGGACCACCUCAGCAGUGACUCUGAGGGUGCUCUGUCCGUUUCUGUCCCAGGCAGCUACGCUGAGGCCCGGCCCCCUCCCUCCUCCGUCCACAUUAAGAGACCCAUGAAUGCCUUCAUGGUGUGGGCCAAGGACGAGCGCAGGAGGAUCCUGCAGGCCUUCCCGGACAUGCACAACUCUUCCAUCAGCAAGAUCCUGGGUUCCAGGUGGAAGUCCAUGUCCAACCAAGAGAAGCAGCCUUACUAUGAAGAGCAGGCGAGACUGAGCCGGCAGCACCUGGAGCGCUACCCAGACUACAAGUACAAACCCCGGCCCAAACGGACCUGCAUUGUGGAGGGGCGGAGGCUGAGGGUGGGCGAGUACAAGGCCAUGAUGAAGAGCCGUCGGCAGGAACAGAGAGCGACCUACACGCACAGUCAAACAGAGCCCCAGCAGAUCCACUACUCCCACAGCGAUGGACAGUACGCUGGCAGCGCUGGCCCGGUGUCCGUGGCAACCAUGCCUUUUCACCCCGCGUUACUGGAGCAUUACCUGCCACAGGUCCCGCCUGCCCCACGUCGAGUGGAAGCCCACGUCACGCCCACUUCCCUGCCCAGGGAGAGGGAGAGGGAGCGAAAGAGGGAGCAGCCUCUGUACAGCGAAGGAGAGGAAAGUGACGGGGGCGAAAGGAGUGAGGGAGAACUGGUGCUCCUGACAGACUGAAGGUGGGAGACCUGAAGAAGAAAAGAAAAGGAAGAUGGAAGCGAGGGAUGGGAGGGUCUGCGAGGGUCGCUUUGGAGGAAGUAGUGCUCUUUGUUGACAGCCGGAGAGGAUGAAUAGAGAAUGAACCAAGGAAACCCGGGAGGGAUGGCUUGGUUGUCAUUGAGUUAGAAAAGUGCUCCUCUGUAAGGAAAUGUCACACAUAGUCCCUUGUCAAUUAGUAGUCUCCAGCAAAAAUCAGCCCUACACACACACACACACACACACACACACACACACACACACACACAAACAUAUAUAUAUAUAUAUAUAUAUAAAGGUAAAUUUGUAAACCCUUAUCUUAGUUAUUUCCCUUCAUAGGCAUCAUUUCAUCCGCAGCUUUGUAUUAGAAUACAGAAUUUGAAGUUUUAAAGUCAUUAAUGUAAUUUUUAUGGUUUAAUCCCUUACACUGCUUUUUUUAACUCAACCAUGUUUACUUGGUUAAAAACAAAAUACCCACAGGGUUAAGGUUCACCAGAGGAAAGUGUAGAAUGAACCAUAGAAGUUCCACAGAGUCUGUUGAAGGAGCAGCCAAGCAACGUCUAUGGCUGGAGCAGUAGGCCUACAAGUUGGAUGUGUUCAGUGUGUCAGUACUGCCCCCUGCUGGUAACGGUUGGUUACAGCUAAAUGAAGACAAAUCAUAUGAAGACAUACGUCUAUUAAUGUAUACUGUUACAUCCAACCCUGAUUACUCAUGGCUCACAUUGUCGGGGUUUGAAGAGAGUUAUAGAGAAUUAUACAAACAUCUCAUAGGUGCUAUACUGGUUAAAAAGCAGCGUCAAUGGAAAAAAGUUAGACCUGCACGCUGGUUCCAAAACACAAAAUACUGUAUAUUUAUAAGGACAGCAUUGCAAUCAAAGUCAGACCUUUUGCUCUGCUGAAGGUACACAAUAGACCUAAUGAAGAUGAAUUGCACUCGGAUCAAAAUGUCUUGGAACCAUUUUGUGCUUUGGAGUCAGUGUGCAAACAUUAUUGGAUUUGGGCAAGUUAUAACAUCGAUUGGAUUUUAAAGAAAGACAUGGGAGGGGUAUUUUCCGCCUUCAGUAUUACAUUUGCAAAUUGCAAAGGGACAGAUUAGUUUAAAAUAACAAAAGGUCAAAUAUGAAGAGGCAGAUGUUAAACCACCAAACACACUGGAUCCUACAAUUCCCACAAUGCUAAUUGACACUGUCUUUCAUUAGAGAUGGGAAGAAUGUAACUUUAUGUUGUAUCUCUCUGAGCAUAAAGUGUGUCUCUAAAUCAGUCUCUAAAAAAACAAAAAAAACAUGGCAGGUAUCUGGUAAAUUGGUGGUUCAACACAGAAGAACACCGGAGUAAAUUGUCUAGUUCUGGGAUCACUUAUUGCACCUAUUGGUUUACAAUCCAAUAUCAAUGAAAUCAUUUUUAACCCUAGCACCCGCUGUGGCCCGAAUAAUAUGCAGCACAUCGGCCAACUCCUCUUCCUCGCCCUCCCGACAUCACACUGUACAGUUGAGCUGUGCUGCGUUAGCCUGUAUUUGUGUGUCUAUCAGUUCUCUCUUCAUAGCACGGUGGGUCGACCUGAGCCCCACCUGUUUUUUUAUACCUCUGUGUUUGAUUCUUUGAGUGUUUAUUGAUUGUCGUGUUAAGACACCUCCUAUCUUUGUAUUCAAAUGUCUUUUAAAACGCAGCCUUCCGCACUACUGCAAGAAAUAUUCAAAUGAAAGAUGUUUUUUUUCUCUUGAAAAAAGACAUUCAAGAUUUUCCAAGAAUCGUAAUUUUCUUGCUGCUGGUGCAUUGGGCCUCGUUCCGGGGGAUUGACAUUCUGACAUUUUUUUCUAGAAUUUCCGGAAGCUUCACUGGAGUUGGUUUCUGACUUGAAGACUGAAUAUGAAACUAAAUGUUUUUUGCAGUGACAUAUCAGUCAGUAGGCUAAACAGUUGUCUUCUCAUUUCAUCUUUUACUUUGUUCCACAAACAACUAACAGAUAAAACAAAUAAUCCUGGAGUCCCUGUUUCACACUGGAGCAGAAGCUGCUGGUGGAUUUAGCAAAAAAAGUAAAAGGGACACACUUAGUUUUACAUAGACUUGAACCACUGGUCAAAUGAUGAGAACGAGACACCAACAAUAUCCACAGGGCCCCAUUGGCUGUGUUGCUACAUGACAAAAAAUUAUGAUUUAUUGAAGCACUUAGCAAAGGCCUAUAUGUUCUUAGAAAUUAAGGUGGGAUUUGUGGAUGGGUGUAAUCACACUAAACUGGUUGACUUGGACAUUACACCUGAAAACCACAAUUCCUUCUGUUGUAGAAGCUUAUACAAGUUUGUUUUGUACAUGUUAGCCUUUUGGUUAGACAUGUUGAUUUGUGUCAUGCUGCAGACUGUGUUUUAAACUUGAACGAUUCAAGUGAGAGCACCACCUUAAGAGUGGUUGUAUUUUGGUUGGAUAACUUCAAAGGAAGCAAGAUAGCCUUUGUUCCAACAAGCAUGGUACCUGAUGCUAACGGUUUGCUUUGUGCUAAGUGGAUGUACAUUCCAAAAUAACUCAGCAACGGAGAAAUGCUGAGUAAUCUGAGACAAGCAGUAGCUUAAUUAGCAUUCCGGUGCAGUUCAAACAACAUGUAAGACAAAAAAAGGCUAAGUAGCCUCCCAGAAUCACUUAUCAGCAGCUCAAUAUGAGGCCACGUCAAGUAAAUACAAACAUAAUGAAACAUGUUAUAACCUCCUCUACAGCAUGAUCACUUUAUAGCAUGUUGCUAUUAUGUCGGUGUCUUUGUUCUCAUCACUCAAUAAACGUGUUGACCGGUGGGACAAUGUAACAAAAACUCAACACAAGUUUGACAAAUCAAAAAAGCGGGGAAAGGGAGAUACCAGACGUCAGGGCUGUGUAGAGUGAAGAUGCUGGAUUACGUGUACAGAGAUAGAUAUCAGAGGAAAAUGUUUAUCUUAUUUUGGUGGAGACACCCUGAGGAGUCUCUGGCCGUUACCCCUGCUGAUGUACAUAUAAAAAGAGACUAUUUUGUUUAUAAGAGCUUGUGUAAUUUAAAGGUGUACAUUUCUCUAUGUUUUCAGAGUUGUGUUUUUUUUCUUGAAAGACAAUAAAUUGGUUGUGUAAA
Molecule: messenger RNA, 5400 nt
Organism: Pleuronectes platessa (European plaice)
Lineage: Eukaryota; Metazoa; Chordata; Actinopteri; Pleuronectiformes; Pleuronectidae
Product: transcription factor SOX-13
Exons: 15
Coding region: 363-2294 (643 amino acids)
Biological process (GO): cell fate commitment; regulation of transcription by RNA polymerase II
Cellular component (GO): nucleus
Molecular function (GO): RNA polymerase II cis-regulatory region sequence-specific DNA binding; DNA-binding transcription factor activity, RNA polymerase II-specific
Source: RefSeq, a predicted model, not a curated record